Acaromyces ingoldii is the source of this 942-nucleotide messenger RNA. RefSeq lists its product as hypothetical. The coding region runs from base 1 to 942 and encodes 313 amino acids. The record is from RefSeq and is a predicted model, not a curated record. Gene Ontology annotation, cellular component: small-subunit processome; nucleus; sno(s)RNA-containing ribonucleoprotein complex. Gene Ontology annotation, biological process: rRNA processing. The transcript has 2 exons. Lineage: Eukaryota; Fungi; Basidiomycota; Exobasidiomycetes; Exobasidiales; Cryptobasidiaceae.
AUGCGAGGACUGCAAGAAGAGAUUGCACGUCUAGAGAGGGAGAAUGUUGAUCGGAAAGAUUGGACGCUGAUGGGCGAAGCAGGAGCAAAGUCGCGACCAGAAAACAGCCUUCUCGAGCAAGACUUGGAGUUCGAAAACACGGCCAAGGUCAAGCCAGUAGUGACAGAAGAGACCACCUCCUCGUUGGAAGACAUGAUCAAGCAGCGAAUUCUCGAGGGUCGUUUCGACGAUGUCCAGCGAAGGCUCAAUAUUGAGGCGAUGCCCUUCCUACCGAGCCGAAUGCUCGAACUCAGUGAUCAGAAGAGCGGGAAGAGCUUAGCAGAGAUCUAUGAAGACCAGUACGAAGAUCAAAAGGCGACGGAGAAUGGCCAAGUGCGGACCCCAGAGCAAGAUCGCAAGCUCGAGGAAGAGCAUCGCGAGAUAGACGAGCUCUUUGACGACAUCAACAAUAAGCUCGAUGCUUUGACCAACGCUAACUUUACACCAAGGGCGCCCAAGGCAUCAAUCCAGACGCUGAGCAAUGCACCUGCCAUCACAAUGGAGUCUUCGCUGCCUGCGACCUCAUCGGGUCGAUCGAUGCUUGCGCCAGAAGAGGUCUACGAUGCUGGCCGCCACAAUGUCUCCCUGACAGGCGAUCGGAGCGAGAUGACGCCCGAGGAGAAGCAGCGGAUGCAGAGGAAGCUUCGCGCUGACAAAGCUGCCCGAAAUAGCCGGAUCGAAGACGCCAGGCGGAAGAUUGAGAUCAACCGAGCGGCAGUCGGCGCCGGCCCUGGCGGGCCAAAGGGCAGGAAAGCUGAGGAGCGGGAAAAGGAGGAGGCGCUCAAAAGACUGAUGGGAAACAAGGGCGUGUCUGUCGUGGGCAAAGGAAACGAAGACAAGAGAGCAAAGGGAAAGGGAAAGGCUGGUGCAUCACCGGUCAAUGCCGCAAGCUUGAGGUUAUAG